AUGCAUGGCGACCGGCAUCAUGCUGUGGAUAUUGAACAGAGUCCAGUAGAGCUGUUGCCCAGAAAUCCAUACUGUUUGAAUGAAGGAACCCGCUGUGGUUGUAGAUUACCCACUGUGACCCUCCAGCCGCAGUGGGUUACAGCAAAACCAUGGUCACUCUGGAAAACAUUUCUGGUGUGUCUUUUGGCCUGUCUAAUUGCCACAGCGCUUGUUGUUCUGGUCUUAUAUUUUGUCCACUUUGGCAAGCCCACCGACAGUAACACUAUCAUCAUUCACGCAGAUGGAAAGUCGAAUCAUGUCACCUGCAUCCCUGGUUCUACCCCAUCUCCUGCCUCAUCAACCCUGCCUGGAUCUCCUACCCCUGUGCCCAACCAAAGCUCCUCUGCCAAGGCGUCUCCAUCUUCUAUGGAGACGACCAAAACAACAACACUGGAGCAUGAAAUUAUCAUUGAAGAUCAAAAAUGACAUUUUUGAGCCCUUAGCACUCCUCCAGCCAGAUCAACACUCUCACCC
Messenger RNA from Leptonychotes weddellii (Weddell seal), 513 nucleotides. RefSeq names its product dynactin-associated protein. NCBI's taxonomy places the organism in Eukaryota, Metazoa, Chordata, Mammalia, Carnivora, Phocidae. The record is from RefSeq and is a predicted model, not a curated record. Gene Ontology annotation, cellular component: plasma membrane; Golgi apparatus. Gene Ontology annotation, biological process: activation of protein kinase B activity.